AUGAUUUCGGCUGCCUCCGUCCUCGUCCUGCUCUUCCUGCCCUCGGAGACCUGCUCACCCCUGCAGUGGCCCCGGGGCCCGACCCGCAGGCUGACCCUGGCCCCCCAACCCACCUGGGAGCCCUGGCCGGGAGCCCCGCGACCCCCCGACCCCGCUGCUAGCCCCCUGCCCCAGAGACUGUGCCAGCCCCGUGAGGCAGAGCCCACCCCAGUCCCACGCACCCCACGGGCGCUGCAAACUGGCAAGAGGCGAGACGGCAAACCCAACUCACUGGAUCUCACCUUCCACCUCCUGCGCGAGUUCCUGGAAAUGUCCCGGGAGGAAAGACUGGCCCAGAAGGCGCUCAGCAAUAAGCUCUUGCUGCAGAGUAUAGGAAAAUGA
Phalacrocorax carbo (great cormorant) is the source of this 381-nucleotide messenger RNA. Lineage: Eukaryota; Metazoa; Chordata; Aves; Suliformes; Phalacrocoracidae. The record is from RefSeq and is a predicted model, not a curated record.